Messenger RNA from Venturia canescens, 4192 nucleotides. RefSeq lists its product as uncharacterized. Lineage: Eukaryota; Metazoa; Arthropoda; Insecta; Hymenoptera; Ichneumonidae. The transcript is spliced from 6 exons. Gene Ontology annotation, molecular function: protein binding. The record is from RefSeq and is a predicted model, not a curated record. Bases 493 to 3186 code for a protein of 897 amino acids.
GAGCCGUCGCGUUCGCUCGUCUCGGCGUAUACUCGGUCGCCGGCUUUAUUACGGAGACGAAGAAAAACGGGGGAGCGAAGGCAAAACGGGGCUGCUCGCGACUCCCGCGCUCACAAACACUCUUCAGUGUCGGAUGAGAAACGCCGGUGAACGGACGAGCCCGAGAAUAUACCCGCGACAGGGACGCGACUCCUGAUUUCGCGUUGCUCUCGUGUGUGCGCCAAUUUUCUUUCGAAAUCGAGCCGCGAAGUUUAAACUUUGGACUCUUUAGUUGGAAUAGAAAGUGUCGGAUGAUCGGAGCAACAGAAAAGAGAUUCUCAGUGACUUUUUCACGUUGACAAAUGUUCGCAUGAACGUUUGAAAUUUUUUGGAGGUGUGGAAACCCACGGAAGAGGCGGAUGCAGCGUACGGGCCUUACGGAUUUCUACACGAUACUGUAUUAUGUUCCACGCUCAUAGAACAACAUUAAUCUAGUCGCAGCGCCAGCGAAAGAUGCGCCUCUUCAAGCGACCGAGCACGAGCCCUCAGCUCGUAUCAGCAACUCCAAUUCCACAGGACGGCAACUCGAUCGAGAAACCUGAGGACAAACAGGCCAAUCAGGAAGAAGCAUCGACGCGAUUGAACGUCGUUGAAAGAGCGUCACUAAAUGAAAGGAACAAUGAAACGCCCGCUCCAACGUCUUCCUUUUCUGCCCGCAAAGGUAUUUCGACGUGGGGGAAAAAAGUUGGUCGGAGAUGGGACCAGCUGAAAAGAUCGGAAAGCUCGGAACUGCUUUCCGUCUCGGGUCGGAGGCGUCGAUGGAGUCCGAACCGAAAAUCCCUCUGCGACACUCCGGACGCGUCCAGCGAGCCCCGGCCGGACGAGUCCUCGGGCUCCGGUCUCGGCAAACCAAAGCGAAUAUCGAGAGUCGAAUCGCUGCGAAAUUUGUUCAGGGCGAGCGACCGAUGUUCCGGGGAGAACGGGAGCGGCCAGACGAAAAAACGCGGCUUGACGAUCGAGGAAGAAGAGGACGACGUUGGGGAGCUGGGCCACUACAAAAUGGAAAAAGCUUUCAGCGACGGAGCUCUGAGGAACGUGAUGGACGCGAGAUUCACGGCGUACCGGAGCGAGGCCCUUAUCGAGAGGAAAAAUCAGAUCAGUCGCAAUAUUCGAAACUUGCAGGAGCAACAGCGGGUUUUCGACUACAUUCUCGAUAACCAAGAAAUCAUUAAAACGGACGAGGGCAUGGCUCUCGUUCGAGAAACUUUGGACAACGCCCGGAGCAAUCCGCGCGAGGGCAGCGCAUCUAGCGUAGAAGUGAAACACGAAAACGGUACGCAAUCCCGCAACUCGGACAAGAUUCGACCAGGAAGCGCGGAUUGUGGCAAAAUUAGCAGCGUCAGAAGGACCCUUUUCGAUGGCGGAAACAACGAGAGGAAAGAGAAUCGAAGAUCGUUGAACGUCGGUGGAUUGGAAGAUUUGAUGUGCACCCUGAGACUGGGCUGCGACGAGAGCGGUUACGAUUCCGACAGCACGAGAGCCGGCGCCGAUUCUCCGGACAGCGAAAACGCCUUGCCCUCGACGAUGAAGCCUCGAAGUUUUUCCAUAACCUCACAAGAUUACACGGGAAUAGAUUUAUCCUUGCCUAUGAGUACGCCGAAAAAAAAGAAGCGCGAGCCCGCCACCGUGGAGGAACUUCCGGUGGAAUCGAUCGCAGCAUCGGCCAACGAUGACGAUGCCCGAGAAAUCGAAAAGUGCGAGAUGCACCACGAGGCGGCGGAAAGUAUUGCGGACAGUUCGUUCGACGAAUCGGUAAGAACGGACACGACCCUGAUGUCGGAGGACGACGGCGACGAUAACGACGAUUCCGACAGUUGCGAUGAAACGGCUUUCCCGGAGCUGAAUUUCUCGCCAUAUUAUCAUCCGCGUAUCGAAAUUCCUGUCAAGUGUACCCCCGCCAAAGUGAGCUCUAAAACGAACGUCCCCUCGGGACCUCGCGCGAAGCUACAGAAUUUACAAAGAUGCGCUGUGAGUCAGGUGAACACGAGGGGACGCAAAGCUUCGAACGCGAGCUUGAUAAAUCUGUUGGAGAACGCAGCAUCGCCCUGCAAAGAGAGUCCUCCGGCGUUGAAAAUAAUAGCCAACGAAGCCCUCGAUCGGGUGCGCUAUUACAGCCCGAAGAGAUCGCGAUCGAGCAUGGAAUCGGGUGAGAGCGAGGUGAUCGAGAGAAAACCAAUAAAAAGGCCCGUUCCUCCGACACCGCCAACGCAGCCCGCGGGAGCAGUCCUUUCGGGGAGCAAAACAGCGGGGAGACGGGAGCUCAAAACGGUGAAAAUUCGAGUCGAAGGAUCCGCGAGUCUGGGAAUAAAGCUCGAGAAGCAGGAAGCCGUACGACCGUUUUACGUCGUUUGUAGUCUCGAUGGGAACGGUGAAGCUGCCAAAUCGAAACAGAUACGCGUGGGUGACGAGGUCGUGAGAAUUUGCGGGCGUAGAAUCCGCGGCAUGUCGGCAAUCGAGGCGAGAAACGCGCUCAAGAACUCGCUCGGUACGGUAGAGCUGCAGAUCGCCAGGGAGCCGAGCUACAGUUCGAGUCGCGAGCUCGGAGACACUUGGGGCGGUGAAACGCUCUCGCGAACACGCAGCGAUUCGGAGGUUUGGACGCUGAAGGACACGACGAACGAGCCUCGCUCUCCCUUGGACUUGACCCAUCGCACUCAGAUCAUUUCGCCCUUACAAAAAAUGAGCAAAAGCGUAUCGACGACCGCGAUGUCGAGUACGCCCGAGCGCAGCAACGACCCGGGCCUCAAGAUCACCGGGAUGAGAAAAUUUCAAGUUAUGCGGAAAAGGAAUUCCAUGCCGGCUGUGAGAUCCCGAAGAGCAGGAUCGACCGCGACGAGUCUCAUGACAGAUCUGUUGACGGUUGCCCUGGAAAAGGGAGCCACGAAAAAAUUGGGCUUUUCUAUCGUCGGCGGUUCCGACAGCAACAAAGGGAACAUGGGCAUAUUCGUCAAGGACGUCAUGAACGGUGGUCAAGCUGCGGAAGAGGGCACUCUGCGUUCCGGCGACGAAAUCCUCGCGGUCAACGGACACCUCAUGGAAGGACUCACCCACGCGAAAGCCCUACAAAUCUUCAAACUUGCCAAACCCGGACCGUUGAUGCUGCACGUCGCUCGACGAGAUCCAACGCACAAACGGUUGUUUGAAUAACUAUCAUAACGGUUGACGCGCUAAGGCGGUCGCUUUGCUUCGCAGGAUAUCUUGCUCAUUCAAAAUCGUACGAUUGUCUUGCGAAACUGACAGAGUGCGGAGAAGAGUGACGCCAAGAAAGCCAACACCGAAGUUGAGAAAUCAAUAUCAAUUGUUAUUCCUGUAGUUUCUAUUGAUGAAUUAUUUUCAUUUGUAAAAGUCAAUUCGAGUUUGUAUCAUAAGACGAACAUUUUCGAUAACCCUGAUGAAGCCAUGUUCAAAAUCCUCCUUCGUAGCAGGUUAGAGUAAGAAAAAUUGUGAUAUUUCCUCGAGAUAGGGGCAGAAUAUAAUUUGUAUAAUUUCUUAGAACGCCCCGAUCGGUGUUGAGUCGAUGAAACUUUAAAAAUUGUUUAAACUCCAACGAGCCAACGAAUUCAGUGGUAACACGUCGAAAGUAGACAGCUCGCAAAGGAAAUUACGUUUCGCGUGAGUUGCAUACAUUUUGUUUAUUUUUUUCUUUCUCAAACGAUCGAUAAUGGAUGAGAUCCCAUAUUUAUCGGUACAACCUGUCCCUGUUAGAUACAAAACGCUAACAUCGCGGAUUAUGGUUGGCCGAUGAGACGCGCCAAAUCGCAGGUACGAAGAUUCAUGUUCGACAUAUCGUUUUAUGUUGAAACAUUGUAAAAGUUCAUUAUCGAAAGUUCGUUGAAUUUUUUCUUGUAUAUAUAUACAUAUAUGUGGGUAAAUUUAUGCAAAUGUUCAUUUGUUUGACGCGAUUUUUGUUCGAGUAUUGUCUAAUAAUAAUUAGGAUAAGAUAUAUUGUUAUUUACAUUUACCAAGUUAAAAAACAGUCGUACCGGGCACGCGAAGAUAAAAACCUGCAUAGUCUUUAAGCUGAGACCGACAUUGGAAAUAUCUACCUGAUAAAACAAAACUGCUGUGAUACGGAUUGUAGUCACGUUAGUCCGAUAGUAACUACUAUUUCAUAAGGCGUGUAUAUAAAUAUAUGAUACAGUAACAAUAGCAA